CCACGGGAGGAUAAUGGCGUCGGCGGAGCCUCUUGUGCUGCUUGGAGGGUCGAAGCGGAUCCUGGGAGAUAAAGAGGAUGCCAAGAAUACCACACAGCGCAACAGAGAAUGAGAAGCAGCAUUAAAAUGCCAUCAAUGGAAAUCUUUUCCAUUUCCUCUGCAAAUUGUAAGAGAUCCCAAAUAUAUUUUGCCUCCUCAGGAAUCCAAAAAUAUCAUUUUGGAAAACCUCCACAGAUUGCCUACAGUGGAAAAAUCAUAGCUUUCUGAUCACAGUUGAUUAUGCAAGAGAGGAUCUACCCAGUUAAAAAUUAUAUAAAUGUUUGGAAUGCGGACAGUGCUUUAUUCAAAAUUCUUCCUCGUGAUUCAUUGAAUGACCCAAACAAGAAAGAAACUAUCAGUGCUGCCAAUUACAACAAAAGAUUAAGCAUGAGCACCAAUGUGGUGAAACACAAGAGGACUCAGAAUGGGGAGACAAACUUUGAAUGCCCUGUUUGUGGGAAAAGUUUCACACGGAAUUCUGAUCUGGUGAUACACCAGAUGUCUCACAGAAUAGAAAGACCAUAUAAGUGUUCCGAAUGUGGAAAAAGUUUCAAUUGGAUCUGUCGCCUGAAGAUACACCAGAGGACUCACAAAGGAGAAAAUCCAUAUGAGUGCCAAGAUUGUGGGAAAGGUUUCAAUUGGAAUUCUCUACUGGUGGAACAUCAGAGGACUCACACAGGAGAAAAACCCUAUGAGUGUCCUGAUUGUGGGAAAGAUUUCUCUAGGAAAUCUGACCUGGUGAAACAUCAGAGGACUCACACAGGAGAGAAACCAUAUAAAUGUCAUGACUGUGGGGAAAGUUUCAGACAGAAUUCAUACCUGGUGAAACACCAGAGGACUCAUACGGGAGAGAAACCGUAUGAGUGUUCAGAUUGUGGGAAAGAUUUCAGUUGCAAUUCUGCCCUAGUGAAACAUCAGAGGACUCAUACAGGAGAAAAACCAUAUAACUGUCCUGAUUGUGGGAAAAGUUUCAGUCACAAUUCCUACCUGGUGAAACAUCAGAGGACUCAUACAGGAGAUAAACCAUAUAACUGUCAUGAUUGUGGGAAAAGUUUCAGUCAUAAUUCCUACCUAGUGAAACACCAGAGAACUCACAUGCAGGAGAAACCAUAUGAGUGUUCAGAUUGUGGAAAAGCUUACAAGUGGAAUUCUUACCUAGUGACACACCAAAAGAUUCACACAGGUGAAAAACCAUAUGAGUGCCUGCAGUGUGGGAAAAGUUUCAUUCAAAAUUCCAACCUUGUGCGGCAUCACAGGAUUCACACUGAAGAGAAACCAUAUAAAUGUCCAGAUUGUGGGAAAAGUUUCACUCAGAAUUGUGACCUGAUAAUACACCAGAGGACUCACAUGCAAGAGAAACCAUAUAAGUGUUCAGAUUGUGGGAAAGGUUUCAGUUGCAAUUCCGACCUGGUGAUACAUCAGAGGACUCACACAGGAGAGAAACCAUAUGAGUGUCCGGAUUGUGGGAAAAUGUUCAGUGACAAUUCCAUCCUGCUGAUACACAAGAGGACUCACAAAGGAGAGAAACCAUAUGAAUGCCAAGAUUGUGGGAAAAGUUUCAGUUGGAAUUCUCUCCUGGUAGAACAUUACAGAACUCAUACAGGAGAGAAACCAUAUGAGUGUCCUGACUGUGGGAAAGAUUUCUCUCGGAAAUCUGACCUGGUGAAACACCAAAGGAUACACACGGGAGAGAAACCAUAUGAGUGUUCAGAUUGUGGAAAAGGUUUCAAGGGGAAUUCUGACCUGGUGAUACACCAAAGGAUUCACACAGGUGAAAAACCAUAUGAGUGUCUUCAGUGUGGGAAAAGAUUCAUUCAAAAUUUCCACCUUGUGCGACAUCACAUGAUUCACACAGGAGAGAAACCAUAUAAGUGUCCAACUUGUGGGAAAAGUUUCAGUCAGAAUUCUGACCUGGUGAUACACCAGAGGACUCACACACAGGAGAAACCAUAUGAGUGUUCAAAUUGUGGGAAAGGUUUCAGUAGCAAUUCUGACAUGGUGAAACAUCAGAGGACUCACACAGGAGCAAAACCAUAUAAAUGUCAUUGUGGGAAAAGUUUCAGUCAGAAUUCCUACCUGGUGAAACACCAGAGGACUCACACAGGAGAGAAACCAUAUAAAUGUCAUGAUUGUGGAAAAAGUUUCAGUCAGAAUUCCUUCCUGGUGAAACACCAGAGGACUCACACAGAAAAGAAAGUGUACGAGUGUCCAGAAUGUGGGGAAAGUUUCAGUUGCAAGUCUCAACUAGUGAAGCACCAGAAGACUCACAGAGGAGAUAGACUGUAUGAGUGUCCAGAUUGUGGAAAAAGUUUCACUCAAAAUUCCAAGCUGUUGAGACACCAGAGAACUCACACAGGAGAAAAACCAUAUGAGUGUUUGUAUUGUGGGAAAAGUUUCAAUCAGAAUUCCAACCUGGUGAUACAUCAGAAAACUCACACAGGAGAAAAACCAUAUCAGUGUCCUGAUUGUGGGAAAAGUUUCAGUCAGAAUUCCUACCUGAUGAUACACCAGACAACUCACACAGGAGAAAAACCAUACCAGUGUCCCGAUUGUGGGACAAAAUUCUGUCAUAAUUCCUACUUGGUGAAACACCAGAGGACUCAUGCAGAAGAGAAACCAUAUGAGUGUCUUGAAUGUGGGAAAAGUUUUACUUGGAAUUCCCAUUUGGUGAUACACCAAAGGACUCACACCGGAGAGAAACCCUUUCAAUGUUCUGAUUGUGGGAAACAUUUUAGUCAGAAUUCCUACCUGGUAGAACACCAAAGGACUCACACUGGAGAGAAACCGUAUGAGUGUUCAAAUUGUGGAAAAGGUUUCAAGUCUAAUUCUGAUCUGGUGAUACACCAAAAGGUUCACACAUGUGAAAAACCAUAUAGAUGUCAUUGUGGGAAAGAUUUUAGUUGCAAUUCUGACCUGGUGAAACACCAGAGGAUUCACACAGGAAAGAAACCAUAUAAAUGUCAUUGUGGGAAAAGUUUCAGUCAGAAUUCCUACCUUGUGAAACACCAGAGGAUUCACACAGGUGAAAAACCGUAUGAGUGUCUGCAGUGUGGGAAAAGAUUCAUUCAAAAUGCCUUCCUUUUGCGGCAUUACAGGACUCACACAGGAGAGAAACCAUAUAAGUGUCCAGAUUGUGGGAAAAGUUUUAGUCAGAAUGUUAACAUGGUGAAACACCAGAGGACUCACACACAAGAGAAACUUUAUGAGUGUUCUGAUUGUGGGAAACAUUUUAGUCAGAAUUCCUACCUGGUGGAACACCAAAGGACUCACACUGGAGAGAAACUCUUUGAGUGUCCUGAUUGUGGGAAAUUUUUCAUUUGCAAUUCUGACCUGGUGAAACACCAGAGGACUCACACUGGAGAGAAACCCUAUGAGUGUCCAGAGUGUGGGAAAGAUUUCUCUUGGAAAUCUGACCUGGUGAAACACCAGAAGACUCACACAGGAGAGAAACUGUAUGAGUGUUCAGAUUGUGGAAAAGGUUUCAACUCUAAUUCUCAUCUGGUGAUACACCAAAGGAUUCACACAGGUGAAAAACCAUAUAAAUGUUAUUGUGGGAAAGGUUUCCGUUGCAAUUCUGACCUGGUAAAACACCAGAGGACUCACACUGGAGAGAAACUGUAUGAGUGUCCAGAGUGUGGGAAAGAUUUCUCUUGGCAAUCUGACCUGGUAAAGCACCAGAGGAUUCACACAGGAGAGAAACCAUAUGAGUGUCUGUAUUGUGGGAAAAGUUUCAGUCAGAAUUCUUACCUGGUGAAACACCAGAGGACUCACACAGGUGAAAAACCCUAUGAGUGUCUGCAGUGUGGGAAAAGUUUCAUUCAAAAUGCCUUCCUUUUGCGACAUUACAGGAUUCACACAGGAGAGAAACCAUAUAAGUGUCCAGAUUGUGGGAAAGGUUUUAAUCAGAAUUUUAACAUGGUGAUACACCAGAGGACUCACACUGGAGAGAAACCUUAUGAGUGUUCAGAUUGUGGAAAAAGUUUUAGUAAGAAUUCCUACCUGGUCGAACACCAGAGGACUCACACUGGAAAGAAAAUGUAUGAGUGUCCUGAUUGUGAGAAAAGUUUCACUUGGAAUUCCAAGCUGUUGAGACACCAGAGAACUCACACGGGAGAGAAGCCAUAUGAGUGUCUUUAUUGUGGGAAACGUUUCAAUCAGAAUUCUCACCUUGUGAUACACCAGAAAACUCACACAGGAGAAAAACCAUAUCAGUGUCGAGAUUGUGGGAAAAGUUUCAGUCAGAAUUUCUCUCUGGUGAUACACCAGAAAACACACACAGGAGACAAACCAUAUCAGUGUCGAGAUUGUGGGAAAAGUUUCUGUUACAAUUCCUACUUGGUGAAACACCAGAGGACUCACACGGGAGAGAAAGCAUAUGAAUGUCUUGAAUGUGGCAAAAGUUUUAGUUGGAAUUCCAGUUUGGUGAUACACUUGAGGACUCACACAGGAGUGAAACCAUAUGAAUGUCCAGAUUGUGGGAAAGAUUUCCGUUAUAGGACUAGCCUUAUAAAUCAUGUAAGGUUACACAUAGGGGAAUAACCAUUCAAAUAUCCAUAUUGCG
Molecule: messenger RNA, 4600 nt
Organism: Notechis scutatus (mainland tiger snake)
Lineage: Eukaryota; Metazoa; Chordata; Lepidosauria; Squamata; Elapidae
Source: RefSeq, a predicted model, not a curated record